Messenger RNA from Mytilus californianus (California mussel), 7514 nucleotides. RefSeq names its product sentrin-specific protease 8-like. The record is from RefSeq and is a predicted model, not a curated record. Gene Ontology annotation, biological process: proteolysis. NCBI's taxonomy places the organism in Eukaryota, Metazoa, Mollusca, Bivalvia, Mytilida, Mytilidae. Bases 20 to 685 code for a protein of 221 amino acids. The transcript has 6 exons. Gene Ontology annotation, molecular function: deNEDDylase activity; cysteine-type peptidase activity.
UUAAUAUGGAGUUAUAAUCAUGGCAGAUGGAGAAAACGAUGUUGUUCUAAGUUUUAACGACAGUUUAGUGCGAAAAUCUGAUAUUGAUUUACUUGACGGUCCUCAUUGGUUGAAUGAUAUUCUAAUAGGCUUUUGUUUCGAAUAUUUUGAACGAGAGAAAUUCAAUCAUUCAGCAGAUAGAGUAGCAUUGAUAUCUCCUGAUGUGGCCCAAUUUAUAAAACUAGCUCAGGCAGCAGACCUUACUUCUAGCCUAGAAUCACUUAAUCUGCCAACAAAACAGUUUGUAUUUCUACCUGUCAAUGACAACGAAAAUUCAGAAACAGCAGGUGGCUCCCAUUGGAGUUUAUUAGUGUAUAUAAGAAGUAAACAAGAGUUUAGACAUUACGAUUCCUGUAGCAGACAUAAUGAAGAUAUAGCCAAAAAAUUAGCAUAUAAGAUUCAGCCUCAUGUACAUGCCCCUAUGGGAAGAAUGAAGUUUAUAGAAAUGGACGGACCUCAACAAGAAAACAGUUAUGACUGUGGAGUUUAUUUGAUAGCUACAGCAGAACAUUUAUGUAAAGAGUUAUGUGAAGGUUACAACAUUCAUCUGAAUGAUUUAGUGACUCAGGAAUAUGUAAGAAUUAAACGCACCCAAAUUAAAGAACUUAUAUAUCAAGUCGUGGAGGAAUUUGGAAUUCGCAGUUGACAGUCAGAUAUUUUAGAUGUAAUCUAUUAAUCAAAAAUACCUAAUAGAGAUGUAUGUUGUUGGACGAAAAUGAGUUGUUUACUUCAUUAAAAUGUGACGAUUCAUACAAUUUUGAAAAGUAUUUAGGAAGAAGGAUUAACAGCAUUUAGCGGGAAGAUUUUUUUGUUGUUCUAAUCUUUGUUACUAUGUUUUAUAUAAGAUAAAUUUUUAAAUAUGUAAUUUUUCUAAAACACAAUUUUUGUCUUUAUAAUUUGAAAGUGAGACAGUUUAUCAAUAUUUUAACACAGUUAAUAUUCGAUAACCUCUGAAUUUGUUUCAGUAUUGAUAUUGAGUAAGUGAUUAUUUUGAUAAGUUAUUGCAAGUGUAACAGUUUGCUGAAUGUGGUUUGAAUAUACAAAAUGAAAAAUUGAAUGAACUCAGGGCUUAAUUUAAUAUUGUUAAAUACCUAUAAAAUCAGAAUGUAAACAAAUAAAGUUUUUAAGAGUAUGUAAAUAACUGUAGCAGUGCUGUAAAUAAGGUCAGAUUUUUAAUGUGUCAAAUUUAUACUUCAUAAUGUCUGUUAUAUACAUCAGACCAUGGAUUUGUGUUAUCAGGUAUUUUGAUUUUAAAAACCCAAUCAUAUUUAUACAUGUGGGGUGAUUGUAAAAGUUUUUUUUUGAGUGAGUAUAACCUGCUCCCUUAUAAUAGCUUAACUUCCUUCAUAUAGGUUUGAAAGUCCUGAAAGAUACUUGUUCUUUUGUUUUAAUAUGUAGAGUUCUGUCCUUUCUUACAUAAGUUAACAUUGAGAUAAACAAUUCUGAAUAAAAAAAUAAACGAUUAAACAUCCAAUAGUCAUGUCCAGCUUUGAUUCUAUUUCAAAUGCAAACAAGAUGGCACAAUUUUAAGUUAUUUCCCAAGACCAUUGUUUUGUGACCUUAGGUGCUUUGAUCAUAAACAAGUUUAGUAUUUCUAUCAUUCUUUGAAUGUCGAAAAUCCUAACAUUACUCUAUACAACAGCAAACUUACCAAUCAUUAGCUCUGAUAUGAUCUCUAAAUACUGUAAACCAACUUAAUUUCGUGAAUACUUGAUUUCGUGUUUCACCCUUUCUAGCCUAUUUUGCGGCGAUUAAAGUUCGGGAUUUUCAAUUUCUUGAUGUAGUUAUAUUAGGAAAGAUCAAAGUUUUACAUAUUAGGGACGCAACGAUUUAUAUUUGUGUUAUUUUUCUAAUCUGGAAAAUGAAUUGCUCAUGAAAAUAAGUUGGUUUACAGUAAUUAAAGUCAAAGUUUGAUACUUUAUAAAGAUCUCCACAACCAUAAUUGCCAAAAGGAAGAAUUGUAAUUGAUAUGGUUAUCAUCAGUUAAUAGGCAUUGAUGAUCAUAAAAUACACAAAGACUUACAAGUUGUGGAUGAAUUCAGACAGGGUGAUAAAGAUUUGACAAUCUGUUCUUUUUUCUUUGCACUAAAUUAUUUUCCAGAUGUAUGAAAUGUGUAAUGCGAUCCUACAAUCUGAGUCUUACCUAUCUUUUGGAAUAUCACAUCUGAUAACUCUUUCAUGCUUUAAAUGACUUUUCAACCCUUUUUAUGAAAUGCACAUACUCAAAAAACUAGAUCCUUAUUGUUCUGAAUUUUUUGCCAGUUUGAUAUUGUAUUAAAUAAAAUGCAUAUAUGGGAUGCAAAUAUUACACAAAAUCUAUAAAUAGAGGCCAGAUGAAGUGAAUACUUAAGUGCCAUGUGUUAUGUGAACAUCAAAAUACUUAGUGUGACACAUCUUUAACCUAUGCUUUUACCAACAUUAAAGUGCCUUAUAUGAGAAUUUCUGCACAUGAAUUAUACUACUAUUAAUAUUGCUUUAUUAGUGUGUAAGAUUUUUUGGUAGAUGUCCUACUUGCAUCAAGCUGCAAGGAAUAUCAAUUUACCCUUGUGACUUUGGUUAUGUAUUGGGUUUAGAUACUUAUGUCAGAUAUAUAUGGUACUAAAUGUAAAUGGUUCACCACUACAGUCUAUGCUUUACAGUAACAUCAAGGUCGGUGUUUCACUUUAUUGAAAGUAAAGUCUAUAGAACGGACACAUAAUCUAGUUUUGACAAUAUCUAUUCACAUUUAUUUUGAAGAAUAGUGCACCAGUAUACAUACAACUAAGAAAAAACCCAACAAGAUUUCAAAUUUCUAUACAUGGACAAUACUCGAUCUUCCAUAAAAAUUUUAUUUCAGGGGAAAAUUUUAAAUAGUGCAUGCAAAAAAUGUAAUCAGAUGAUAGUAUUAUAAAUAUCUAUAUAAUAUGCUCAUGGAUAUAAGCUUCCAUGUAUUAUCUAAAUUCUGGUUUGUAGAAAAAAUAAUCAGUAUCAUAGAAGGUUUAUGUUGGUUGUGUAAUACAUAUAGCUACCUUGUAUAGUUGAAAUUGAUGGCUGUUUAUAUUUGUUAGAAUGUUUUCAUUUUAAUACAUACUUAUAGAGAUGAACCAGUUGAAGGGAUACAUCAUAAGACAAAUUGUCAUUUUUGCAGGGCAUGAGUUUUUAUUCAAAUAUUGAAGACUUUCCAGGAGCUUUGAGGAUGCAAACUGUAAUUUUAAAAGUACUUUAAUGUUGAUGGAUUGUAUUUCAUGAGGUUUUUGUGUUUGUCCAUUGUAAAUCCUUCCUAUUCAAGCUAGUCAACCUUACAAGCUUUUCCUUAGAUAAAGAAUUUUGUUUUCACAACUGAUUCUGUAUACAUGUAAUAUACUUUUUAUUUAAACAAGCAGUUGCUGCCACAAUGUUGAUAUGUUUAUUGACUUUGCAAGACCAACAAAAUGCCUACCAUUUGCUUGUCAGCUUGUAAACAUUUUGAACAUUGCAAAGUCAAAAUUGUUUUAAGUGUGGUAGAUUUAGUCAUCAUGAAAAAACUAUAAUUAACUGGUUACAAUGUUCAAAAUAUUUACAGGUUUAAACAAUGUUUUAAUAUUGUGCAAGUUAUGUACGACAAGAUCUUGUGUCUUCCUUACAAUCUUAGAAAUUAAAACCCAAAAGUGGUAGUAUUGUGACGAAAUUAGAAGAAUGACAUCAAGGGCCUCAUUAUAAGCUAUCCAAUCCCAGAGAAAACAGCUUAAGCUGAUGUACAUGUACUUCUAAGAAAUUUACAUCAUAUAUAAGAUAAGAAAUAAGAUGACAACCAUGUAGAGCUGUAAAAAAAUGUGACAAAGUCCGGGACAACAACAAGACAUAAACAACAAACAAAUUACUCAUGAUGAAAUAAACAAGAAUGACUCUGAAAUAGUAUAUACAACAAUUAAAUAUAUGAAAGUACAUGUACAUGAUAAUUAUAUCUUUGGUGCGAAAAAUUUUGACAAUCAUAUUCAUUAAAAACUGAACUUACCCUUCGAAAAAUCUUUAAAUCUUAAAAGACCUUCUUUGUAACACUCCUAACAUUGUGUAUGAAAUUUAUGAAAACCAUAAAAACAAAUGGGUUAUUGUAUUAUAACUUAUAUAAAGAUUGUCUGUACAUAAUAGUCCCAUAGUUCACUAUUGAUAUGGAGCUCAAUUUUUGUAAACCCAAUAUUGUGUAUAAAGGUUAGGACAUUUCUGUAAAAUCUAACGAUUUAUUGUAUGACAUAGAGAGUGCCGACAGACAGAGUAAUUACUAUUGUUAUGCAGUGAUAAAUAAUAGCAUAAAGCUUAUUAUAGUUAUUUGUAUGUAAAGUUAAGUUUGAAAUAAUUGCAUGAUAUUUGUAUUGGUUUUUAGUAAUUUUCACAAAUGUUUGUAUAGGUAUUGGUUGGCGAUAUUUAGGCUUUUCAGAGAUUUUAUUUAUAUUUCAGUUAUAUAUUUUUUUAUUCGGCACUGGUGGUGUGUUUCUCAAGAUAGUCACUUGUGGAUUUUGGUAUCUCAAGUUUAUUAUUCAAAUGAUAGAUAGUUAGUAGGUGCUACAAUUUCUAUGACAUUGAUAUAUUGGUAUGAAAGUACUGUUGUUGAUAGUGCUUAUACUUUCCUGACAAUCGAUCUUUGUAGAAAUAUUCAUGUAGAAUUAAAAGGAUGCAAAAACAAAUCAUCUUGAAAUGAAAUAACACAAGAAGAAUUUUACCAACUUAAAUAAGGUGUUGCAAAUAGGUUAGAGACAUUGUUUUGCAAAAAAUGAAAGGUUGAUGUGUAUAGUUCAGUCAUUUUUUGUUUACAAAAUAGUAAUGGUGUUUUUACCUCUAGGAAGAUCCACUUGCAAGUUCUAUAGAUGUAGAAAUUUUAGGAAGAACCUUGUUUUUGUGUACUUAUAUUAAGGUUAUUUGGAAGAGUUAUAUUUAUGGUGAAUAUUUGAUUUUAUAUCUUAGAUAACAAGACUAUUUUUGGACUGUCAUUAUUUUCAGAUAUUGUCAUAAAUAUAUGUACCAUAUAUCAGAAAGUGUGUGUUUUCAUUUUUUUCAUCCAAAUACAAAAAAAUCAUGCCAAAUUCCAAUUUAAUGAAAAUAUCUUGUAUUUACAGUUAAUUUCAUGAUGUGAAUUGAUUUUGUUUGCACAUGUUAUUCUGUUGUUAUGACUUGAGGAACAUGUGACACUUUUUUACAUAGUUAUCCAUUUGCAAGUUAGUUGCACAAGGAUUUGAAAAGCCAUUGUUGAUUUGUGUGUUUUGUCUAUACCACUCUUGUAGGCUCUAGAAUCCAGUCUUGUAUCCGUCUUUAUCAAAUAUUAGCCAUUGCAUGGCCAUUGGUUACAGCUGAUUUAAAUUUAGGGUUAGGGAUCAAAGGUGAAGAUCCUAACAUAACAAGAUUGAAGCUUGUAAGCAUUAUGCAGCUCUACUCAUGUAUCUACACUUCACUAGAAUUUGCUGCAUGGCCAUCAGGUUUGCUUGCACUCUAUUCAAGGUCAUGAAGUGAAAUUCAACCAAUUCUCAUCAGGUAUUAUGAAUUGACUCCUAUUCAGUUUCAAGAUCAAGGGUCAAGGUCAUAACUUUUUUAAGGGUUAACUUUAGCCUCAAAUCUUUAUCAAAUAUCAUGUAUGCCUCUGCCAUGUGGAUUGUUUACAGGCUAUUUAAUAUCAGGUCAAAGAUCAAAGGUCAAGGUCACAAGAUAGUUGACGAUACCUUAAGAUUUUAAAGAAUGAAGGCAAGUUGGAGAUUCAGUCUUACCGGUAUUUUCAAUCUACAUUAUAGACAACUAGCGGAGAGGAGCUUGGAUCCUAUAAAAUUCAAAAUUCAGAAUUCAAGGGAAAGGAUAUUUGACUCUAUUUUAGAUAGGGCCAUUCAAUUUAUGGGGGAUCACUAAAGGAUAUUGCUAGGUCCUCCAUUCUGAAUCUGUCAAAAAUAAAUAUAAUGUUGAUGUAUUUUAUCUUUAAUUACUUACUCAGUAGCCAAAAGUUGAAUGCUGACUAUUGAAAAAAAUAUUCGUAGAUCAUCUUAUCAUUAUGUGAACUAUGGUAAAGUUCUAUCUAAUCUCAUAGUUUCUGAGGCAGCGUUUGAUAAUUUGUUUUACUACAUAUAAUUGAUUAUACUUUCUGGUGUUUAACAAAACAUCCCACUUUAAGGUUUGUUAGAAGUGGGAAUUUCAAUUUAAUAUAAUUGUUACAUUUUUAUUGAUAUAUGACUUUAUAAACUGACAUUUAGAACAGUAUUUAAAACUUAUGUAGCGUUUGUUAAAUAGUCUAAAUAACUGUAGGUAAACCCUUGUUAGGCCCGGGUUUUUUAAUUUGUUGGUUUACGAAUUUUUUUAUGUGAAAAAGUCGGGUCCGGCGAUCAGAAAAAAAAAUUCUUACAAGGCAGAAAUAUAUAUAAAUUUGAUAAAUAUUUCAGCUUUCUAACAAUAGUUUUGUAUGUUUUUUCUUAAUUUUCAGUUCCCAACAUUAUUGCGAAGCUGUUUUAAACGUACAAGGCAUACCAUCAUCACAUAAGUUUGUAAAAAUGGUUAUGUCCACCGAAAAAUAGGAAAACAAAUGGUCAUUUCAAUAACGAAAAAAAAAACAUAUACUCUUUGCUUUUUAUCAACUUUCAGGAAACAAAGUGAAUAAUGAUCUUCAAGCACAAAAACACUUGAAAUAAAAGUUUUUGUUGCACGAAAAUAACACUUUACCAUCAAUGUCAUAAUAGGAACAAGAAAAUUCCUUAUUGUUUGAGGAUAUAUGUUACUUUUAAAUUGAUGUCUUUCACAUUUGGACUGGUCCAUUUCAUCUAUGAGAUGAAAAAUCUUACGGAAUUAAGAAGAAAAAUGAAAACGAUUUUUUUGUAAUGGGCUUUCAACAGAGGUUUUAUUUCGCAAAAAUAUUUACACAAACAACAUUUCAAGGUCAGUUUUGAUUGUCUAUUUUUAGGCACACAAACAUUACGGAUUAUUUUUAGAUUUUUAUUCUUUUAGAAAUGUUUUAACAUGCUAAAAUAAUGCAUUUAAUUUCAGGAAAAAGUUACUACAUAGAUAUUUUUAUUCAUAUUUCAGGGGCAAUGUAUUUGUUAGGAUCAGCGGGGAUAAAAAAGCAUGAAAUGUAAUUUCAUUUCUUUCUGAAAAUCUGUAAAAUAGGGCCAGCGGAUCCGUAAAACAACAAAUUAAAAAACCUUGGCCUUAGAUAUAUAGAUAAAUGUGAGAAUCUGAUUUAAAUACUUUGAUACUUUUACUAUCUUACAUGAUAACUGAGUCAUUAUAAAAAGUAGAUGUGAAGUUAGUAAAUAUGUUUCAGUUAGAAAACUUUGAGUGCAUUUAAGUAUGGGUUUACCAUUGGAGUAUAGGUUAACAGUAUGUAUAAACAAAUUUUCAAUAGUUUAAUUUUAUGCAUUUUACUAAAUGAAAUAUAAACAAUAAUGUAUAGUGUGUUUCGAUAUAAUAAUGUUAUCCAAUAUGUUAUUAUCAAUUAUACUCAUUAAAUAAAAACUAUGUUAUUGCUCACAAUAAAGUUGCAGUUGAUUUGA